AUGGACAAGCCAUCAAGUCAACACCUCAAACCGCCUUCCAGUGCCAUUCACCACCACCACCACCACCAUCACCACCAGCAACGCGUCUCCUCAUCCUCGUCCGCAACACCUCGACCUCCCCUCACCGUCCACGCGUCUGCGACAGUCGCCGACACAGUCGUCUUCCAAGGAACACACCCGAUCAGCAUCGGAGCAGGGACCGUCAUUCAUCCGCGCGCAAAAUUAUAUUCGUACGACGGGCCCCUGAGCAUAGGGGAGGGGUGUAUCAUCGGGGAAAAGAGCAGUAUCGGCGCCUCGCCGACACCAACAAGCACAACCACAACACCCACUACACCCACUACUACAUCCGGAUCUUCUGAAGCUCCGUCUAUUGUGAAAACCCGCAUCUCGAAUGCUGUCACCAUCGCACCCCUUGCCAUCGUCUUCCCAGGCGCAUACAUCCACUCCGCUGCGAUCGUCGAGUCGUCCGCCACCAUCCACCGCGGAGCGUCAGUUGGCUCCCAUUCCAAAAUCUGCGGGGGGUGCCACGUCCCGCCGAAUGGAAACAUCCCGGACUGGACGGUCGUGUGGGGGGUUGGGUCGAAUUCGGGACAACGUCGCAGGAAGAGGACGACGGGGAAGAUCGUUCCCUCGGCGGUUGUUGCAGCGGGGUCUGUGACACCACAGCAGCAGGGAGUUGAGGGACGCCUCAUCGAGGAUGCGAGACUGGUGGUGCUUCAGAGGGAGAGGGAGACUUUGGUUCAUAUGAUUGGGGGGUCUGCUACUGCGAGGAGAAGGUAG
Penicilliopsis zonata CBS 506.65 is the source of this 780-nucleotide messenger RNA. RefSeq lists its product as hypothetical. Bases 1 to 780 code for a protein of 259 amino acids. Gene Ontology annotation, molecular function: dynein complex binding. Lineage: Eukaryota; Fungi; Ascomycota; Eurotiomycetes; Eurotiales; Aspergillaceae. Gene Ontology annotation, cellular component: dynactin complex. The record is from RefSeq and is a predicted model, not a curated record. Gene Ontology annotation, biological process: mitotic spindle organization. The transcript has a single exon.